Molecule: messenger RNA, 1795 nt
Organism: Limulus polyphemus (Atlantic horseshoe crab)
Lineage: Eukaryota; Metazoa; Arthropoda; Merostomata; Xiphosura; Limulidae
Product: innexin shaking-B-like
Exons: 1
Coding region: 1-1098 (365 amino acids)
Cellular component (GO): plasma membrane; gap junction
Molecular function (GO): gap junction channel activity
Source: RefSeq, a predicted model, not a curated record
AUGUUACAUCUUUUUGGUAUUUUGAAACACUUCCUAAAGAGACGCCCGGAAGUGAUCGACAAUGCUGUCUUCCGGUUACACUGGAUGUUCACUUCUUCUUUAUUAAUGGUAUUUAGUAUAAUGAUCACAGCUAAACAAUAUGUUGGUCAACCGAUCGCGUGUAUGGAGAUAGACAAUAUCCCGGAAGAAGUAAUCAACGCUUAUUGUUGGAUUCACACAACAUUUGCUGUCCCAGAAGCUUUCCAUAAAGAAAUUGGAGUUGAAGUUCCUUAUCCUGGAAUAGAUAACUCUAAAAAUGGAGCAGAGAAACAUUACGCAUAUUACCAAUGGGUUUGUUUUGUGUUAUUCCUUCAAGCAAUACUUUUCUACACACCGUAUUACAUCUGGAAGAUAUGGGAAGGUGGUUUAAUCACGGCAUUGUCGAUGGGGAUGAACGUAGCCGUGAUCUCUGAAGAGGAGAAAGGUAAGAAAAGAAAGAUCGUCACUAACUACCUGUCAAAGCACAAGGGAAUGCAUAAGCUCUAUGCUCUAAAAUAUGUGCUUUGUGAGUGUCUAUGUCUAAUAAACGUCGUUGGCCAGAUGUGGCUCAUGAACAUCUUCUUGGACGGCGAAUUUUUUAGUUACGGCGUUAAAGUCGUCCAGUUUGUACAGAUGAAUCAAGAAGAGAGAGUCGAUCCGAUGAUUUUCAUCUUCCCACGUAUGACCAAGUGUCGUUUUCAUCAGUUUGGUUACUCUGGAGACGUGCAGAAACACGAUGUCUUGUGUAUUCUUCCUUUAAAUAUUGUCAACGAGAAAAUAUAUAUCUUCAUUUGGUUUUGGUUCAUCAUCCUUACCAUUCUCACAAUUGUGGUCCUUAUUAGUCGUUUAGUUGUGCUGAUAUUCAGGAGACUGCGAUCACGUUUCUUACAAGGUCGAUGUCGUCUAGCGGCUCAGAAUGAUCUUCAGAUGAUUUGUCGUCACUGUGAUUUUGGGGAUUGGUUUCUUCUCUAUAUGCUGACAAAGAAUGUCGACCCCGUAGUGGUUCAAGAAGUGACGUCGGAACUAGCAGGAAACGAAAGAUGGUCUGGAGAAGAAGACGCAGAAAACCUUGUUGUAUAGUAUAGUCACUUGCACCAAAAACUCUUCGAUAUACUAGAAACAGUGCUGUAAUCAAACAGUGUCGAGCAACACCGGAAUUUUGUGUCGUACUGACACGUAAAACUACGUGUUCUUUAACAAGGGAUACUCGUGGGAAUGACACGUGAGAAAAGAUAGUGAGUUUGAAGGUUUUGGGUAUAAGAAGCAUUAAAUAGACAUCAAAUGUCGAACGUACUCAGGUGAUCUGUUUCCUUCUGUAAUAUAUUUCUACAUAAUCCUACUCAUUACAUCAUCUAAACUCAGCUUAAAUGUCUAUAGAUCACUUACGAACAGUAGGUGGUUAGGGAUAACAAGUUUAGUAAGACUACUACCAAGAUCCAUUACGCGGGAAGAUCUAGUAUUAUGAAUUUAUUUACAGUGGAUCUGAACGUUUCCGCAAGUAUAAAAUUUUGCCGAGGAGAAGUUAUACACAGGAUACCUCUCUUAUUAAGAAAGAGCGUAUUCAUAGCCUAAAAUAGAAAGUUGGCGAGAAAUUCAUUAGGUAUUAUUUCUAAAAACGUGUAACUUGUACUGACAACUACGGUGCUCGAACAAAUCUUCCUGUGACGGCAAAUUAAUCACUCUGUUUCUCCUAUAAAAAAUAACUAAAAGUCGACGAAUAAUAGUUAAUAUUUGAACUUUGAACAGCAAAGUCUUCCACCUAUGUUGUACAAGUGAA